AUGAUUGAAACAAGAGUUGUGAUUGUUGGUGAGAUUGUGUCGAUGAACGCACUAGUCAAGAUGAAGUUAAAAUCGAAAGAUGACCCAAGAAGAAUAAACAAAAUAAGAUAUUUAGAGCUUAUGGAUCCUUCAGACGAGAUUGCAAAAAAAUUUCAAUCAUUCUCAUUCUCUACCCCAGAGGAGAGAUUAACACAACAGAUGGGAAGCACACAUGUGGCACCCAAUUCUGUAUUUGAUAAUCCAAAUCUGCUCAAAGAUUACCAGCCUUCUGGUAAGGUACCCCAAGUAUACACUCCAGCUCCAACGGCACUUGAGACAGACGAUUCCUGGGGAGCAGCACCGCCAUGCUACACAGCGAUACUUCAGGGUACAUACUUUGGAUUUUCCUCCUUACCGGGUGGAGAUCACCUCGUCAGCGCAACUAAUAACAGCCACAGCCACAACCACAACAACAACGAUAAUGAUAAUGAUAAUCACAAUAUUUCACCAAUCAAGCCAUCUCAACCUUUUGGUCGAUUUAUUAAUACUCCAGUAAAAUUCACCGAUGCCUCUAAUACGAAUUCAGAUAAACCAGACACCAAAAAGUCGUGA
Messenger RNA from Phycomyces blakesleeanus NRRL 1555(-), 591 nucleotides. RefSeq lists its product as hypothetical. The transcript has 2 exons. The record is from RefSeq and is a predicted model, not a curated record. NCBI's taxonomy places the organism in Eukaryota, Fungi, Mucoromycota, Mucoromycetes, Mucorales, Phycomycetaceae. Bases 1 to 591 code for a protein of 196 amino acids.